AUGGAUACUUCUCCCACCUCUAACGAGACCAUCACUGUCUCCUCCGGUUCACAAAAAUCACUCCUCAACGUUAACAUGACGAACGUCACAAAGCUCACAUCCACCAACUUCCUGAUGUGGAGCCGUCAAGUUCAUGCCUUGCUUGAUGGCUAUGACUUGGCUGGCUACGUCGAUGAUUCGAUCAUCAUACCGUCUCCAACAGUCACAACUGCUGAUGUCGUGACUCAGAAUCCAGCUUAUCUACUGUGGAAAAGGCAAGAUAAGCUGAUCUACAAUGCGCUUCUUGGUGCAAUCACCAACUCCAUUCAGCCUCUUCUCUCCACCGCCGAAACCGCUGCCGAGAUCUGGACGAUACUUUCGUCCACCUAUGCGAAACCGAGCCGUGGCCAUCUCAAACAACUCAAGCAUCAAAUCAAACAGUGGACUAAAGGUACCAAAUCCAUCAACGAGUACUUUCAAGGACUUACCACUCGCUUUGACCAAUUGGCGCUUCUUGGGAAACCAAUGGACCAUGAGAAUCAAGUCGAGUGUGUUCUUGAAGGACUCCCUGACGACUACAAGACCGUUGUUGAUCAGAUUGAAGGUCGAGAUGUUGCGCCUUCCCUCACUGAAAUCCAUGAGAAGCUGUUGAACCAUGAGGCAAAACUUCAAGCAACCUCCACGGUGGGCUCUUAUGGUCCGAUAUCUGCAAAUGCUGUCUCAUUCAAGGGACAGCCGAGAAACAACUACCAAGGACAGUCGAGAGGCAACAAUCGCAACAAUCAAACAUGGCAGCAGCAGCAGUUUCAACAACGCCCAAAUCAGAACUCCCCACGACCUUACCAGUCUCACGACUCGACGGCUCCGAGGGGAUAUCAAGGAAGAUGCCAGAUCUGUGGUGUUCAUGGCCACAGCGCACGCACGUGCCCUCAACUGCCUCAAUAUGGUAGUUCCUCCAACUUCACACCUCGUGCUCCUACUCCAUGGCAGCCGAGAGCGAACAUGGCUGCAGCCACAUCCUCUGACAACUGGCUCCUUGACAGUGUCGCGUCGCAUCAUCUUACGUCCGAUCUGAACAAUCUCUCUCUACAUCAACUCUACAACGGUGGUGAAGAAGUGACCAUCGCAAAUGGCUCUCGCCUUCCCAUCUCGCACACUGGUUCAGCUUUUCUUCCUACUCAAUCCCAUUUUCUCACCCUAAAGAAUGUCUUAUAUGUUCCUAAUCUCUACAAAAACCUCAUAUCAGUUUACCGUUUAUGUAACGCUAACCAAGUCUCUGUGGAAUUCUUUCCUGUCCAUUUUCAGGUGAAGGAUCUGAGAACGGGGGCGCGGUUACUCCAAGGCCGAACUAAGGAUGAGCUAUAUGAGUGGCCGAUGUCGACCAAGAAUACCAUCUCUCUGUUUGCUUCCCCAACUCCAAAAACCGCCUCUCACACUUGGAAUUCUCGACUCGGACACCCUUCUCCAUCUGUUUUAAAAACUAUUGUUUCUCAAUUUGCUUUGCCUUUUUCUGAUUCUUCAAACAACCACUCGUCCUGUUCCCACUAUCUCAUUAAUAAAAGUCACAAGUUACCAUUUUACUCAAACACCAUCUCUUCUACCAAACCUCUUCAAUACAUCUAUUCUGAUGUCUGGUCAUCACCCAUUGUCUCCGUUGACAACUUCAAAUACUACGUAAUUCUCGUUGAUCACUAUACUCGCUACUCGUGGCUCUAUCCACUCAAGCGAAAAUCUGAUGUUCGGGAAACGUUUAUUGCCUUCAAGUCACUGGUGGAAAACCGUUUCCAGCAGAAGAUCCAAACGAUGUACUCCGACAACGGCAGUGAGUUCAUUGCUCUCCGUUCCUUCCUCACAACUCACGGGAUCACAUAUCUGACGUCUCCGCCGCAUACGCCGGAACACAACGGUGUCGCUGAGAGAAAGCACAUGCAUAUCGUCGAGACAGGCCUCACUCUGCUACACCAGGCGUCCAUGCCUAAAAGCUAUUGGACUUAUGCCAUCGCAGCAGCCAUCUAUCUCAUCAAUCGAUUGCCUGCUCCACUUCUGCAAAAUGAGUCACCCUACACUAAGCUCUUCCAUCAAAAACCAAAUUACCUCAAACUUUGUGUCUUCGGCAGUCUCUGUUUUUCUUGGCUGCGUCCGUAUGCAAACCACAAACUUCAUGACCGGUCGGCUCCAUGUGUCUUCUUGGGAUAUUCCCUCACACAGAGUGCCUAUUUGUGCCUGGACCGAACCUCUGACCGGAUCUACACAUCACGUCAUAUCCGGUUUGUUAAAUCGGAGUUCCCAAUUGCUGCAACUCCACCUCAAAUUCCGACAUCCGAAUCUCAACUCGAGUCGCCAACCCACUCAAAUUCCUAUACCUUUGUUCCGGUUCCGACAUCGUCACUCAUAGCUGCUCCUCCGGCGUCCCCCAUCCCGGAUCCUCACCACACGAGAUGCAAAUUGGCGAACAAAGCUCGUUGGAUAGCUCGCGGCUUCACACAAAAGUACGGAAUCGACUACGCUGAGACCUUCAGCCCGGUUGUGAAGUCCAUUACCAUCCGCGUUGUUCUUCAAUUGGCGGUCAGUUGUGGCUGGACAAUCAAGCAACUUGACGUCAACAAUGCUUUUCUCCACGGAACUCUGACGGAGGAAGUCUACGUUACUCAACCACCUGGUUUCGUUGACAAGGAUCGCCCCAACCACGUCUGUCGUCUCCGCAAGGCACUUUACGGUCUCAAACAGGCUCCACGAGCAUGGUAUCAAGAGCUCCGCGGUUUUCUUCUCCAACUGGGUUUUCAGAACUCUGUUGCCGACACCUCUGUUUUUGUGUACAUCAAAGGUACUGACCUUGUCUACACUCUCGUCUAUGUUGACGACAUAGUCAUUACCGGCAGUAACACCACUCUCGUAGCUCGCUUCAUUAAUGCAUUGGCGAAUCUGUUCUCGUUAAAAGAUCCCGCGGAUCUACAUUAUUUUCUGGGAAUUGAGGCUAUUCGCACUCCUAAGGGAUUCCACCUGAUGCAGCGCAAGUACAUCCUCGACUUACUGGUCAAAACCAAUAUGGUGGAUGCAAAACCUUUUCUCACUCCUCUCGCUCCUCAUCCACAACUCAUCUUACAUGAUGGCUCUCCAAAACUUGAGAAACCAAGUGAGUAUAGAAUGGUAGUUGGAAGUUUGCAAUAUCUGGCUUUCACUCGGCCGGACAUUGCUUAUGCAGUGAAUCGGCUCUCGCAAUUCAUGCAUUCACCUUCUGAGACACAUUGGCAAACAGCAAAGAGGGUGUUGCGUUACUUGGCAGGCACCUCCUCUCAUGGUAUUUAUCUCCGAGCCGAUACCCCUCUUAAUCUCCAUGCGUACUCAGACGCAGAUUGGGCCGGAGAUAGAGACGACUAUAAAGGCGUGUCUCGGUCGUCUACGGAGGCCGAAUACAAAGCCGUUGCAAACACGGCAUCGGAGAUUCGUUGGGUUUGUUCCCUGCUCACUCAACUUGGUGUUACUCUCACUCAUACUCAUGUCAUCUACUGUGAUAACGUUGGAGACACCUAUUUAUGCGCAAAUCCGGUUUUCCACUCUCGCAUGAAGCACUUGGCAUUGGACUAUCAUUUCAUUCGCGAGCUUGUUCAGUCGGGUGUCCUCCGCGUUGUUCAUGUAUCCACUGAUGACCAAUUGGCUGAUGCCCUCACCAAAGCGCUUCCACGUCCACGGUUUGUCGAACUAUCUAGCAAGAUUGGAGUGUUCGAACUCCCUCCAUCUUGA
Molecule: messenger RNA, 3720 nt
Organism: Microthlaspi erraticum
Lineage: Eukaryota; Viridiplantae; Streptophyta; Magnoliopsida; Brassicales; Brassicaceae
Source: the annotation of a GenBank genome assembly